AUGGCAGGUGAGAUAGGCAAUGCGAUCACCAUUCCGCCGGUGUUUGUGGGCCAUGGCGGAGGCCCGUGCUUCUUCAUGGAGGAUACGGGAAUGAUGAAGGGCAUGGGUAGGGGAUCAGCGGUGGCCAGAUGGUUCCAGGGUCUCAUGGACGAGUACUACACUGAUGACGAGCGGGCGGCCAUCAAGGCUGUGGUAGUCGUUUCGGCCCACUGGGAGCACAAGGCCAAUACCGUUGGUGUCUACCGCGUUGACGGCCCAAACUCGCUGCUCUUCGACUACUCAGGCUUCCCACCCCACACAUACCAGCUGACCUACCCGGCGCCAGGUGAUCCGGCCCUUGCCGACCGAAUCCUCGACCUGCUCGACGCCCAUGGCCUCGCCGGCGAAGCAGUUUCCGAUCGCGGCCUGGAUCAUGGCGUCUUUGUCCCUCUCAAGCUCAUGCUGCCAGAGGCCGAGCUGCCAGUUGUCCAAGUCUCGCUCCUGGGCUCCCUCGACGCCGAGGCCCACCUUGAGCUUGGCGAGGCGCUGGCGCCGCUGGCCGACGAGGGCGUCCUCAUUGUCGGCUCCGGCUUUGUCACCCACGGAUCGUCGAAGAAGGCCCAGACCGAGGCCUUUGAAGGCUGGCUUACCACCACCCUGAGCGACGAGUGCGCCUCCGCCGACCAUCGCAAGGCCGCGCUCAUCGAUUGGGAGUCUGCGCCGUUUGCCCGCCGCGCCCACAUCCGCGAAGAGCAUCUGCUUCCGGUCCACGUCGUUGCCGGCGCCGCCGGCUACAUCCCGGCGGAGAGGAUCCAAGACUAUGUGUGGAACAUGGGCCGGUCUGCCGGCUCGAUGGCGUCAUACUUGUUCCGUCGGUCGUAG
Molecule: messenger RNA, 861 nt
Organism: Thecamonas trahens ATCC 50062
Lineage: Eukaryota; Apusomonadida; Apusomonadidae
Product: extradiol ring-cleavage dioxygenase
Exons: 1
Coding region: 1-861 (286 amino acids)
Molecular function (GO): oxidoreductase activity, acting on single donors with incorporation of molecular oxygen; zinc ion binding; ferrous iron binding
Source: RefSeq, a predicted model, not a curated record